Messenger RNA from Trichophyton benhamiae CBS 112371, 1536 nucleotides. RefSeq lists its product as uncharacterized. Bases 1 to 1536 code for a protein of 511 amino acids. The transcript has 2 exons. NCBI's taxonomy places the organism in Eukaryota, Fungi, Ascomycota, Eurotiomycetes, Onygenales, Arthrodermataceae. The record is from RefSeq and is a predicted model, not a curated record.
AUGACAAUUCUAUCCAUGCGGGAGCUUCUCCAGUUCCCCCCUGGCGAUAACGAGACUGACACGCUGAUAAACGGUGUUCACUUCAAUACCACAACCCUGAACUAUUUUAACUAUACCCUAUAUUCGAACGGGACGCUUUCGAACGGCUCUAAAUGCUGGUUGACGUUCGAUAUCUACAAACCACUUCUCCUAUCGAACGGAACAUUUAUAAACGGUACAUCAUGCUAUGUCCCGAUCAAAGGCCUGAAGGCUCGAGGGAGCGUCGGAAUUGCAUUUGCAGCUCUCUUUGCGGCCACAUUGUUCCUUUCGGUUAUCAGCCUCCGAAAACAUGGCGAACGCUUUUUGCCGCUUGAAAAGCGGUGGACAGUUGUUGGGAGGCGAGCACAGUGGUAUUGGAUGAUAUUUCUUACGGUCUGCGGAGUGGUUAGCUGUUUCAUGAGCAUUGACGUGGAUCGUGACUAUUUACCCCAGACCGCCAUCAUUUUGCAGAGCUUCUUCUACUAUCUAAUGAUACCCGUGAUGCUUGCCAUGGUAUGGGAGGGCGUUCGGCACUGUUCCGCAUUUCCCGCAGAAUCAACUAGAGAGCGACAAGAGCUCUUCCUGCCACUGCUAUUUUACCUUUUUGCAUUUCUGUCUUUCUUCCUAUACGUCCCGAGAUCGUGGUCGGCGAUAGAGAAACAACGGACUUUUGAGCAGCAAGAAGCUAUAGCUAAACAAGCUGCCACUGAUACCCGCUUCAAAGCCGGAAAUAUCAUUGCAGGCUUUUGCAUCUGCAUAAUAUGUUACAGCCUGGGACAUAGCUUAUUCAGAUAUAAGUGGCAGGCUCAGGGACAAUCUUCGCUUAUAUCCAUAGUCAUGACUAUCCCAGCCAAGUUCAUUAUUGUUAUUACCCUUGCGGGAAUUUCUGUUGCAUUCAACAUUGCAUCUUCCUUUAUCUGGCAAAUAUCCCCUCUGAAGUAUGACGGCAAUCCGGGGUAUCUAUAUGGCUUAGGAUACGGGCCACCUCUUGUGAUAGUCACGAUUCUCAAUAUUUUCGCCUACCUUGAAUCUAACGAGGAUAGAGAGUUGAUAAGACAGAGAAUUCAGCGUGGACGUGCCAACGACACUGAGCUUGGCAUCGAAGCUGGUAGAAGGAAGCCUGCAUGGUGGAGGCGGCUGAGGCCAGACUUCAAAGGCGACGUUGGAAACACUUAUGAGGCAAGGCUACGCGCUCUCACUACAGAGGUUGGCGGUGGUAGGCCGACCCAACGAAAUAUAGAACAAAGGGUGGAGAUGGGCGUUAUUGAUACCAGCCGUUAUAGGGAUUCCGUCGAUUCCCAAGCGCAAAGCAACGCAGACCCAUUCACAGAUGACCAUCGCCACCAUCCAAAUCCCCAGUCUACUGGUAGUGAACCUACAGAAGCACCUGUCGAACCUGGACCCAGAACAGGUCGGCUUCAUAGCAGUACGGCAAGUCAGUUUUCUCAGUCCUCCGGCGAAACACUCGUCUCGCAAGCCAGAAAUCAACCGCGUGUCAGAAGCAUGCUUGAUGUCUAG